AUGGCCAUUGAGGCAGACGAAGAUACCGUUAUGGGAGAAGCGGGCUCCCAUACUUCUCCCCAGGUCGCCUCGCACCAGCCCACCUCUCAACCUCUCUCUGGACAACUCAAUGGGCGAUCAGACCCCUGGCUGGCCCCUCCGCUUCUCGAGCAAUCCGUGAGGGUGCCAUUACCUGGUCAAUCAACCAACCUCCCGCCUCCCGAGUCGACAGACAGCCCGGGAGUGUCGCCGCCCAAGAGCCUGCCCAAAUCCAUUGACUCGGGUGAAAUGGAAGAUCCAUACAAGGAUGACAGCCUUGUCGAGGAGAACUCAGACUGGUCGGACGACGACGUGUGUGUCCGCACGGGCCUUCCCCUUGCCUCCCUCCCGUCGGGGCUCUGCUAUGAUGUCCAGAUGCGAUAUCACUGCGAAGUGCGCCCCACUGCAGACGUGCAUCCUGAAGAUCCCAGACGUAUCUACUACAUCUUCAAGGAGCUAUGUCGAGCGGGACUAGUGGAUGAUCCCGAGUCCUCGAGACCCCUUGUAGCGAGGCCCUUGAGUCGGAUCAACGCCCGGAACGCUACGGAGGACGAGAUCAGGCUGGUCCAUACUCCAGAUCACUUUGCUUUUGUCGAGAGUACUAAAGAUAUGUCGGAUGACGAACUCAUUGCUCUAGAACAUACGCGGGACUCUAUCUACUUUAAUACGCUGACCUUCGCAUCGUCCUUAUUAUCUGUUGGAGGAGCGAUUGAAACGUGUCUGGCCGUUGCUCGACGAGAGGUCAAGAAUGCUAUCGCAGUGAUUCGACCCCCGGGUCACCAUGCCGAGCACGAUAAAACGAUGGGAUUCUGUCUAUUUAACAAUGUGUCGGUUGCGGCUCGUGUGUGUCAGAAAGAGCUGGGUGAGGAUUGCAGAAAGAUUCUGAUUCUGGAUUGGGAUGUUCAUCAUGGAAACGGCAUUCAAAAAGCCUUCUACGAUGACCCCAAUGUCUUGUACAUCUCACUCCACGUGUACCAGGAUGGCAAAUUCUACCCAGGAGGCGAUGAAGGUGACUGGGGGCAUUGUGGAAAUGGCGCUGGCCUUGGACGGAAUGUCAAUAUCCCAUGGCCAAGCCAGGGUAUGGGUGAUGGCGAUUACAUGUACGCGUUCCAGCAAGUGGUGAUGCCGAUUGCGCAGGAAUUCAACCCUGAUCUAGUAAUAAUCGCCUCUGGGUUUGAUGCUGCUGUUGGAGACGAACUUGGAGGGUGUUUUGUGACACCGUCCUGCUACGCUCACAUGACGCACAUGCUUAUGACCCUUGCAAAUGGCAAGGUUUCCGUUUGCCUCGAGGGUGGAUAUAACUUCCGAUCAAUCUCCAAGUCGGCGCUUGCAGUCACGAAAACCCUCAUGGGUGAUCCACCCGAUCGCCUCCAUUCGACAUCCCCGUCGGAGCUUGCAACGUCCGCCGUGAGACGAGUCAUGAUGAUUCAAUCUCAUUACUGGAAAUGCAUGUAUCCUAAGGGUCCAGAGCACCAAGCGGUUUGGACUGAUAGACUUCAUGAUGUGAUUCGACAAUACCAAGCCAAACAUCUCUAUGACAACUACAAGCUCACCUCCCUGUACAUCUACCGGAACGGGAUUUCGAAAUCGUUCGAAAACCAAGUUCUGGCCAGCCCAAACUACUACCAGCACGUACCGCUGAUAGUGAUCUUCCAUGACCCACCCGAUAUUAUGGGCCUUCCCCAUCCCGUCACCAACAAGCUGGAAGCCCACAACACGUGGCUUGCUGAUGCUGUGAAGGACUAUGUUGCAUGGGCGACUUUUAAAGGAUACGCCGUGAUCGAUGUGAACAUACCGAAGCACGUGACAAAUGGACAAUCGUCCGGUAAAUACCAAGAUGAAGAUGCUAAUCGACCCACCGCCACCGAAGAAUUGGCUGGAUAUUUGUGGGAUAACUAUAUUGAACCCAACGAGUCCACCGAAGUUAUCUUCAUGGGAGUCGGCGACGCUUUCUUUGGGGUUGCCAAUCUCUUGAUCAACAGAGAUAAUCUCUACAAACGAGUCAACAGCGUUGUAUCCUUUGUAGCCGAAAACCCCGUCCGAGCGAUCGCCUCACCCACCCAAACCUGGCUAUCGAGAUGGUACAAAGAUAACUCGCUCGUAUUGGUUUCACAUACGCAUGGAGUCUGGAGCGCCGAGCCUCGACGUAAGCCGUCCAAACGCUACGGGCACCUUCUCCCGUCGCCUAAAGCCGGGCUCACGGAGAUGAUGCUCCACCAUAAAGAAGAAGUGUGCAAGUGGAUCGAGGAACGAGUUGAUGUGCGAGAUAGCGAUGAGUCGGAUGGAGAGCCACAGCAGCAGCAGAGCAACAGCAGCUAG
Messenger RNA from Aspergillus affinis, 2337 nucleotides. RefSeq names its product histone deacetylase hdaA (gene hdaA). The record is from RefSeq and is a predicted model, not a curated record. Lineage: Eukaryota; Fungi; Ascomycota; Eurotiomycetes; Eurotiales; Aspergillaceae. Gene Ontology annotation, cellular component: histone deacetylase complex. The transcript has 15 exons. Gene Ontology annotation, biological process: chromatin organization. The coding region runs from base 1 to 2337 and encodes 778 amino acids. Gene Ontology annotation, molecular function: histone deacetylase activity.